This is a messenger RNA of Centruroides sculpturatus (bark scorpion), 2918 nucleotides long. Its product is annotated as rho GTPase-activating protein 44-like. The record is from RefSeq and is a predicted model, not a curated record. Bases 142 to 2697 code for a protein of 851 amino acids. NCBI's taxonomy places the organism in Eukaryota, Metazoa, Arthropoda, Arachnida, Scorpiones, Buthidae. Gene Ontology annotation, molecular function: GTPase activator activity; protein binding. Gene Ontology annotation, cellular component: intracellular anatomical structure; cytoplasm. Gene Ontology annotation, biological process: regulation of actin cytoskeleton organization; signal transduction; positive regulation of GTPase activity. The transcript is spliced from 16 exons.
GGAGGGGUAGUAUCGUGUAUUCGUCUGUAAAUCCGUCUGCUUCACAGAUAGAUAUUUGCCUUUCCGGACAAAGGAUAAUGCGAUGCGAGCGAGAUGGGAAAGUUAAUAUAAUUUUAAGAGCUAUAAAAAUAAAUUAUUAAAAUGAAACGUCAAUUUCUUAAAGUUAAACAAAUAGCGGAUCAAACGUUUUCCAGGACUGAAAAGACAGAAGCCUUGAAUGAAGAUUUGGUUAAUGUGGAAAAGCGUGUCGAUUUAAUCAAGCAGUCAUGUCACAAUACGGGGAAAAAAAUAGCAGCGUGUCUUCAGGGCGUCGGCACAGAAGCAUCCGUGGCGGAGAAAAGGCUGGUCUGUUUUAACAUAAAAAUGCAAGAAUGGAGCAGUAAUUUGGGUGAUUCGUCCAUUUUAGGUUCAGUUCUACAUAAAUGUGCAUCUAUCGAAGAAGAGCUUGGAAAGGAAUUGCUAACUUAUGAAACUAAAGUCGAUAAAGCAAUUUUGAAUCCUAUCAUUAAUUUUUUGGAGAUUGAUUUUCCAAAUGUUAUUCGAAUGAGAAAACAGCUGUCAAAACUCAUACAAGAUAUGGAUACGACAAAAACAAAAUAUAAUACGGCAUUAAAACACACACAGCAAAGCACUAAUAAUGCAAUAAACACGCCAUCCAAAGCCGAUACUUUACAAGAAGAGUUGGAGGAUAUAUCUAUGAAAGUCGAACAGUGUCGCGAUAAUUUAACGGCAGAAUUAUUUGAUAUAUUAUCCAAAGAACCUAUUUUAUCAAAAUUAUUUGUUGAUUGGUAUCACCUACAAGUUGACCAUCACAGGCGAGAACUCGAAAUUUUAGAAUCGGCUCUACCUGUAUUAGACUCACAAAUUGAAAAAUAUCCGUUUAAACCAGUCUUUGGCCAGCCUUUAGAAGAACAUUUAAGAACAUUAGACAGACAAAUUGCAUCGGUGAUUGAAGCUUGUGUAUGCCUUCUCUUAGAAAUUGGAAUGGACGAAGAGGGUUUGUUCAGGAUUGCUGGGAGUAGUUCAAAAAUAAAGAAAGUAAAAAGUGCUUUCGAUGCUGGAUUAGUGAAUUUAUUGGAUGAUAUUAGAGAUCCGCAUAUUGUUGCAGGUGUAUUAAAAUCUUACUUGAGGGAACUUCCUGAACCUCUGUUUACAUUUCAGUUGUUUAAUGAUUGGUUAAGUGCAGCAGAAAUUUCUGAUAGUGAUACUCGUUUACAAACUCUGUGGAGGAUCCUUAAUUCUUUACCGGAAGCUAAUUUUAACAAUCUCAGAUACCUUAUAAAAUUUUUGGCCAAACUAGCAAGUAAUUCAGAGAUUAACAAGAUGUCUUCUCACAACUUGGCAAUAGUUCUAAGUCCAAAUUUAAUUUGGCUGCCAAUUGAACAGGAAUCUACUCAUUUAGGGUACAACAUGACAAUGACGAACUUGCUAAGUUCCGUUGUGGAUUCUCUUAUUACUUAUGCAGAUUGGUUCUUCCCAGGAGAUAUUGAAUUCUUUAUCAGUACACCAACUACUCCACAUACCCCAAAUGGUCCGUUAGUUUUUGCCAAUGUUGAACAUUAUAAUAGUGGAACAAAUGGAACACAAUCUGAAUCAAAUUCUGUGACAUGUUCAAGCAAUAAUUCCAGUAAUAAUCCAUCGCCACGUAGUCCCAGAGCAUGUCAUCGACCUGGAAAGAAGCCGGCUCCUCCCAUACCUACUAAUAAUCCUAGAGUUCCAUUAGGAAGACAGUCUGCGCAUCUGAGAGGUCCCGUCGAACGCUCGCAGUCGCUUGCAAACUUCAAUCCACAGAAGAUUGGAAAUGGCUUACAUAUUAAAAAUAAAUCAUACGAAGAUCUUCUAAGCAUUCAAAAAAGUAACUUGACAAAAAAUGGUUCCGUAGAAGAUGUUAGAUUAAAAACUAGUGACAUUAAUGAAAGAGUUCAGGAGGAUAUGUUGGUGGUGAAAGUCAGACCUCAGGCUUCGCCUCGUUCUUCCAUUCAAAAGCGUAAAUCAUUUCAACAGGGGAAACCUCCAAAAUCGAGUUCAUGUGUAAAAAAUAACACCAGAAAUGCUAUCCAUAAUCAAUUGAUGUCUGAUGAUAUUGAUAUAUUAACUGUUGACGUUAAUGAUAUAUCAUGUAGCUUUCAAGAAGAAACAUCUACAGACAUAAACUCUAAAGAUGAAAUUCGAGUGUUUCAGGAAGAAACAAUAAUUGAUAGCAUAAAUAGACAAUUAAAGGAACACCCAAAAUUUCAAAGGAUUGAGAGUACCGACGAAAAUCAUAAUAUUAACCCACAAACUACUAAUGUUGAAACUUUAAGUAUCAACUCACACAGAUUACAAAAAAUUAAUUCUAUCACUGAGAUUCCUGAAGAUGGAGAAUGCAAAAUAACAGAUGAAGAAAAUAACGUAUUCCAUGACAAAAAGGAACACAGUAAAGAUGAUUUUGUCCAAGACGAUAAAGAUGCUUCUCUUGAAGAACAACAGUUUGCAAAUGAGAAGCAGUUUUUUAAUGGUAGCGUCUCUAAUGGAAAUCUGCAUAAUCAAACUACGAAUGUUCCAAACAAACAAUACUGUACAGUUAUUCACAUUCCCGGUGCUAGUUCUAAACCAGAACUACCUCUUCCCAUUGCCAAAGAGAGGUUGCGAGUCCUGCACGCGACAAGUGUAAAUAAAACUCCGAAAGCUAACGUUGUCCAGAACACCAGAUUAUAAAGUUUAUACAGUUCCUCUCUCCAAAUAAUAAAUCAAAAGAGAAUUUUGGUAAGAUUUUAGUCAAGAAAAUACUUUGCAAUUGUUAACUUUUUUCUGUAAUAUAUAUUAUACAUAUAUACAUAAUUUGUAUGCUCAAUAUUAUGUUUAAUUGUGAAAUAAUGUGUUGUAGUAAAUGAUUGCAUGAAGUGUGAAUUUUAUAAAAUAAACAAUAAAAACUGUAA